AUGAAAUCAACUUCAGGGUACCUGCUUGCAGUUCCGUUGCAAGGCUUAAGGCAGGGUGCCCCCCGUGACCUACUUCUCCUACGGCUGGGUGGACUUCGGCUUUUGCGCUGGCUGCUCUUCGUGGCUUUGUGGUGCAUGUCCCUUUUGGGCUACUUCCUUGCCUUUGUCUUUGUGAUCCUCACUGUUGAGUGCGACGGCAUCUCCUACGAUCCGAAGAUCGUUGCGGCGCACCACUCCAAAGACUGGCACUUUCUUCGCCUGAUAGCACUCGAGAUGGCUGCGUCAUCCAGUGCCGGUUGGCUGUGUGGCACGUGUCGAAAAAUGCGCAGUCCCAAUGCCUGGUACUGCGAUUUGUGCGGUGGCAAGUGGGAAAAUUGCGCCAUCGAACCAGCGGCAGCCCGAGGACAGCCUUCAUGGAAUCAGCGCGCCAAAAGCCCGCGCCAUCGUAUUCGACAGAAGUCGCGAAAGAAACAACAAGCAUGGCAGAGCGAUGCAGCAGCUGCUCAGGAGCUUCAUCCUCAGUGGGCCAAUUCUGGUGGUCCGUGGUCCACGGCAUAUGCUCAGGAUCCCAAAGGUGUUGGGAAGGGGUUUACAGUGCCUUCCAUGGCUGCCCCGCCGCCUCCACCGCCACCAUUGUUGAUGAAUCCUCCACUUCAUCAGGGAGUUCCUUGGAUGCCUACACCGAUGCCUGCUAUGCAAUCUAUGCCUUUCAUGACACCAUCUCUGGACAGCCAAGUUGUGCCUGUGCCCCAGCAAGCACCCCCGGAAGUGUUGGACCCCGAGGACUACAAGGCUGCGCUCAGUGCACAACAGAAGCUGAACAAGAUCAUGAAAGCUGCAAGGAAAGAAGAGAAUUUGUCGCCAGAGUUUCAAACUCUUGUGCAGACAGAAAAGAAGAAGGACGACAAGGAAAGUACGAACAAUCUUUUGGCUGCUGUGCGUGCACACGGCAAAGCCAAAGAGGCUCUGGUAGAGGUAGAAAACAGCCGCAUGCAGUUAUGGGCUCAGUGGCGCACGUUCCUGCAGCAGUCUGUCAUCAAGUGGAAGGAAUACACCUCCCAGUUUCAAGCUUCGGAGGCUGCCUUUCAGAAACGCAUGCAGGAUGCUACUUCGACCUUGCGCAAGGCACAGAGAAGAGUCGAUUUAGCCAAGAAAAGAGCGGAUGCUAUCGAAGAAGAAGGCGUACACUAUGUCACCGACGACGAGAUGGACGAGUCCGAGGUUCUCGAAGAGCCGGAAGUGCCAAAGGACGAGAACGCCAUGAAGAUCCAGGAGGGUUUGGAUCAGGUGGUCACAAGCUUGACUGUUCUCUCGGAAUCGGCAGACAAGUUGGAGCCCAAAACCAAGCGUCCGCGCACAAAGGACGACGAGGGUGGACCAUCUACUUCACCAUCCUCGCUGCAUUUUGGGAAGGCCGAUGUGAAGUGA
Messenger RNA from Cladocopium goreaui, 1428 nucleotides. NCBI's taxonomy places the organism in Eukaryota, Dinophyceae, Suessiales, Symbiodiniaceae. The record is from the annotation of a GenBank genome assembly.